AUGCCGAGCGCCGAGGAGCUUCCCGCUCUGGCUGAGGGGAACGCGGACUGGGAGCCCGGCGCCGACCCGCGGCUGCGACUCCUGGGGGCCUACGUGGCCCGGAGCCUGCGGCCGGCUGCGGGCGCAUGGGAGCGCUGCGCGGGCUCGGCCGAGGCGAGGCAACUGCUGCACGCCUUCCUGGGCCGCGGGGCCGCGGAGGGACCGCGGCCGCUGCUGGUGGUGCGGCCCGGGCCCGCGGGCCUGGCGGUGCGCGCGGGGCUGGACGCGGGACCCGAGGCCGGCGCGCCUCGUGCUAAGGGGCUUUUUUGCCUGCGCACCAGGCCCGAGCCGCCGGGGCCCGACAGCCUCCGCGGAGCAGUGCUGUGCGGGGACCUGCCCGCCAAGCCGCUGGAGCAUCUGGUCGCGCUCUUCUCCGAGGUUGUCAUCCCCAUCCUAGCCAAUGAGAAGAAUCACCUAGACUGGCCCCACGUGGUUUGCCAAGAUGUCCAGCAACACGCCCACAGCCUCCAAUGUGACCUCUUGGUUCUCCUUGCGCAAGCGAAGGGGAAAACUUUGCUGCCUCUUCCAGUCGGCUCAGAAAAAAUGGGGUUUGUGGAUUCUGAAAGUGAGACCGCCUUGGAUUCUAUGGAUAAGUCAGUCAUGUAUGCCAUUGAGUCUGCAGUGAUCCAGUGGAGCCAUCAAGUCCAGGUGGUUCUCAAGAGGGAGUCUUCCCAGCCUCUCCUACAGGGGGAGAAUCCCACCCCACAGGUGGAGUUGGAGUUCUGGAAGAGCAGGUCUGAGGAUCUGGAAUACAUUUAUAAUCAACUGAGAACGAUAAAGGUGAGGGGCAUGGCGGGGCUUCUGGACAAGCUUCAGAGCAGCUACUUCCCAGCUUUCCAAGCCAUGUUCAGAGAUGUUGUAGCAGCUCUGAUGGAAGCGCGGGACAUCCACACGCACCUGGUGCCGCUGCACCGCCACCUGGAAACACUCGAGAGCCUGGAGUUUCCUGAGGUGAAGCCACGGCUGUGGCCUCUGCUGCACGUGGUCUGCCUGAUCUGGGCCACGUGUGAGCCAUACCGCUGCCCUGGGCGCCUGAUGGUGCUGCCGCAGGAGAUCUGCAACCUUCUGGUCCAGCAGGCCUCUAAUUAUCUCAGCCCAGAAGACCUCCUGAGAAGUGAGGUGGAAGAAAGUCAGAGAAAACUGCAAGUGGUCGUGGACACCUUGAGCUUCUUCAAGCUGGUGUUUCAGGACAGAAGGGAGAAUCUCCAUUCUUACUUCAAAGAGAACCAGGAAGUCCGGGAGUGGGAUUUCCAGUCCUCUGUGGUCUUCGUGCGAUUGGAUGGCUUCCUGGGGCGACUGGGCAUGGUGCAGGAUCUUCUGAAGACAACUUUGGAUUUCCACAAAUUGGGAAAGCUUGAGUUUAGUGGCAUCAGAGGGAGUGCUCUGAGCCAGCAGGCCCAGCGGAUGUACAACGAGUUUCAAGAGAUGUACAGGGUCUUCUCAGAGUCUUCCUAUGACUGCUUGGACCCUCAAAGCAUGGAAUUUGAAAAUGUUGUCUCUGAGUUUAAUCAGAGAGUAGAAGACCUUGACCGGAGACUGGGGACUGUCUUUAUCCAGGCCUUUGAUGAUGCCCCUGGUUUGGAGCACGCCUUCAAGCUGUUAGACAUAGCAGGAAACCUCCUGGAGAGACCACUGGUAGCACAGGACACAUCUGAUAAAUACCUGGUGCUCAUCCGCAUGUUCAGCGAGGACCUGGAUGCCGUGAGGAUGAUCUACAGUCAGCAUGUCCAGGAGGAGGUGGAGCACGGCUUCUCCUCCGUGCAUAAGAACAUGCCCGCUGUGGCUGGGAGGCUCCGCUGGGCGCAGGAGCUGAGGCAGCGCAUCCAGGGUCCCUUCGACAACUUCAGACACAUGACACACCCUUGCAUGGAAUCUGCCGAAGGAAAGCGCAUGAUACAAAAAUAUGAAGAAAUGCUCUCAUUGUUGGAAAAGUAUGAGACAAGACUCUACGAGGACUGGUGUCAAACAGUAUCAGAGAAGUCGCAGUACAACCUUUCCCGGCCACUUCUGAAACGUGAUCCAGAGACAAAGCAGAUCACUGUCAACUUUAGCCCACAGCUGAUUUCCGUGCUGAAAGAAAUGAGUUAUCUUCAACCCCAGCAGAUGACGCACAUCCCUGAGACAGCAGCAGCUAUGUUCUCCUCCAGGGAAUUCUAUUGGCAGCUUGUGGCUAAAUUGGAGUUGAUGGCAAAUUGGUACAACAAGGUUAUGAAAACUCUGCUAGGGGUGGAAUUUCCAUUAGUGCAGGAAGAGCUGCAAAAUAUCGAUCUCUGCCUGAGAGCUGCAGAGGAGACUCUGAGCUGGAAAACAGAAGGCAUUUGGGAUUAUGUCAUUCAGAUCACCAAUAGUAUUCAUGAUCUUGAACAAAGAGUUCAGAAAACGAAAGACAACGUGGAAGAGAUUCAAAACAUCAUGAAAACAUGGGCGUUGCCAAUAUUUAAGAGAAAAGAUGGGAAAAAGGAAUGCCUUCUCUCCAUGGAUGAUCAGCGUGAUCGAAUGGAAGAAUAUUACAGUCUUAUCAAAGAAUCUGGCUUUAAGAUUCAUGCCCUUGUGCAGGAAAACCUGGGUCUUUUCUCAGCAGACCCAACCUCCAGUAUUUGGAAGACUUAUGUUAACUACAUUGAUGAUAUGUUGGUGGAUGGAUUCUUUCUUGCCAUUGAGUGCUCCCUCAAGUAUCUCCUGGAAAAUACUGAAUGUAAGGCAGGACUCACCCCAAUAUUUGAAGCACAACUGAGCUUAGCCAUCCCAGAAUUGGUUUUCUGUCCAUCUCUGGAGCCUGGAGUGAAGGGUGGCUUCUACGACAUUGUUGAGGGUCUCAUCACCAGCAUUUUUAGGAUAUCGUCCUUGGUUCCACGGCUUUCCCCUCAAAGCGGCUCUCCCCAUUAUCAGGUUGACUUGGAGGCCAUGCCUGAUCUGGCAGGCAUGCGGGGCGAGCUGAUGGGGCGGGUGCAGGGCAUGAUGACCCUCUGCUGCGGCUAUCGGAGCACCCUCAGCCAGUAUUCCUACCUCUACGUGGAGGACCGGAAGGAGGCUCUGGGCCAGUUUCUGCUAUAUGGGCACAUGCUCACAGCAGAGGAGAUGGAAGCCCAUGCUGAGGAUGGCAUUCCAGAGAACCCGCCCCUGCUCCAUCAGUUCAAAGCGCAGAUCGACUGCUACGAAAAGCUCCAUGAAGACGUGAGCAGGCUGGAGCCCAUCCAGGUGUUUGACAGCUGGAUGAAGAUUGAUGUGCGGCCCUUUAAAACGUCUCUGCUGAAUAUAAUUAAGAAGUGGAGCCUCACGUUCAAACAGCACCUUGUGGAUUACGUCACUCACAGCUUGGCCAACCUUGAAGCAUUUAUAAAAAACAGCGAGAAUGGCUUGCUCAAGAAAGUCGGAAAAGGAGAUUUCCAAGGAUUGGUUGAAAUUAUGGGACACCUUAUGGCUCUUAAAGAACGACAGAGCAGCACUGAUGAGAUGUUUGAGCCUUUAAAGCAGACUAUUGAAUUGCUGAAGACCUAUGGACAAGAAUUGUCGGAAACACUGUUCAGGCAGCUGGAGGAGCUGCCUGAGAAAUGGAACAACAUUAAAAAGAUGGCUGUUACCGUGAGGCAGCAGGUGGCCCCCCUGCAGGCAAAUGAAGCAACCCUCCUCCGCCAGAGGUGCGCGGCCUUCGAGGCAGAGCAGCAGCAGUUCUGGGAGCGAUUCCGCAGAGAAGCCCCCUUCAGGUUUGAUAGCACUGACCCUCAUCAGAUGCUGGAUGCAAGGCACAUGGAGAUCCAGCAGAUGGAAUCCACCAUGGCCUCCAUUUCUGAGUCUGCUAGCUUGUUAGAGGUCACCAUCCCUGACUAUAAGCAACUGAGGCAGUGCAGGAAGGAGGCGUGCCAACUGAAGGAGCUCUGGGACACAAUUGAGAUGGUGGCCUCCAGUGUCCAUGCCUGGGAGACCACCACGUGGAUGGAUAUCAACGUGGAGGCCAUGGACUUGGAGUGCAGAUGGUUUGCCAGGCACAUCCGGAACCUCGACAAGGAGGUCAGGGCCUGGGAUGCCUUCACAGGCCUGGAAAGCACCGUUUUGAACACCCUGACCUCCCUGAGGGCUGUGGCCAAACUGCAGAACCCGGCCAUGCGGGCGCGGCACUGGAGGCAGCUGAUGCAGGCCACGGGCGUGACCUUCACCAUGGAUGAGGGCACCACCCUGGCACACCUCCUACAGCUUCAGCUCCACCACUUUGAGGACGAGGUCCAGGGCAUUGUAGACAGAGCUGUGAAAGAGAUGGGCAUGGAGAAGGUCUUGAAGGAGCUGCAGACCACCUGGGUCUGCAUGGAAUUCCAGUUCGAGCCCCACCCUCAGACCUACGUGCCUCUGCUGCGGUCCGACGAGGACCUCAUCGAGGUUCUGGAGGAUAACCAAGUCCAGCUUAAGAACCUGAUGAUGUCCAGGUACAUAACCUUCUUCCUGGAGGAAGUAUCGGGCUGGCAGAAGAAGCUGUCCACUGCUGACACCGUCAUCUCCCUCUGGUUUGAUGUGCAGCGCACAUGGUCUCAUCUAGAAAGUAUAUUCAUCGGAUCUGAAGAUAUCCGGGCUCAGCUGCCCCAGGAUUCUAAAAGAUUUGAAGGCAUCGAUAUUGACUUUAAAGAGUUAGCUUAUGAUGUUCACAAAACUCCAAACGUAGUGGAAGCCACCAACAAAUCAGGUCUUUAUGAAAAGUUGGAAGAUAUUCAGAGCAGACUGUACCUGUGUGAGAAGGCCCUGGCGGAGUACCUGGACACCAAAAGGCUUGCCUUCCCUAGGUUUUACUUUCUCUCCUCUUCGGACCUGUUAGACAUCCUUUCCAACAGCACAGCCCCACAACAGGUUCAACGACACCUUUCCAAACUCUUUGACAAUAUGGCCAAGAUGCAGUUCCAGGUGGACGCCAGUGAGAAACCUACCAAGAUCAGUCUUGGCAUGUACAGCAAGGAAGAAGAGUAUGUGGCCUUCAGCGAGCCCUGUGACUGCAGUGGGCAGGUAGAAAUAUGGCUGAACCAUGUGCUUGCUCACAUGAAGGCCACUGUGAGGCACGAGAUGACAGAAGGCAUAACUGCCUAUGAAGAGAAGCCGAGGGAGCAGUGGCUCUUUGACUACCCAGCUCAGGUGGCCCUGACCUGCACUCAGAUCUGGUGGACCACAGAGGUGGGCAUGGCAUUUGCCAGGCUGGAGGAAGGCUACGAGAAUGCCAUGAAGGACUAUUACAAGAAACAAGUGGCCCAGCUCAAAACCCUCAUCACCAUGCUGAUCGGCCAGCUCUCCACGGGAGACCGGCAGAAGGUCAUGACCAUAUGCACCAUCGAUGUCCAUGCCCGGGAUGUGGUGGCCAAGAUGAUUGCUCAGAAGGUGGACAAUGCCCAGGCUUUCCUCUGGCUGUCCCAGCUGCGGCAUCGCUGGGAUGACGAGGCCAAACACUGCUUUGCCACCAUCUGUGAUGCUCAGUUUCUAUACUCCUAUGAGUACCUGGGAAAUACACCUCGCCUGGUGAUCACGCCUUUGACAGGCAGGUGCUACAUCACCCUCACCCAGUUUCUGCACCUGACCAUGAGCGGGGCUCCAGCAGGACCUGCAGGUACAGGCAAGACAGAGACCACCAAGGACCUGGGCCGAGCGCUGGGCAUCAUGGUCUACGUGUUUAACUGCUCCGAGCAGAUGGACUACAAGUCUUGCGGCAACAUCUACAAGGGCCUUGCUCAGACCGGUGCCUGGGGCUGUUUUGAUGAGUUUAAUCGAAUCUCCGUGGAGGUCUUGUCAGUGGUGGCUGUGCAGGUAAAAAGCAUUCAAGAUGCAAUUCGAGAUAAGAAGCAGCGGUUCAACUUCCUUGGAGAGGAGAUUAGCCUGAACCCUUCUGUGGGCAUCUUCAUCACCAUGAACCCAGGCUACGCCGGCCGCACGGAGCUGCCAGAAAACCUCAAGACUCUGUUCAGGCCUUGCGCGAUGGUCGUUCCAGACUUUGAGUUGAUCUGUGAAAUCAUGCUUGUGGCAGAAGGAUUCAUUGAAGCACGGUUACUAGCCAGGAAGUUCAUCACCCUUUACAAGUUGUGCAAAGAGCUUCUCUCUAAACAGGAUCACUAUGACUGGGGCCUGAGGGCCAUCAAGUCUGUGCUGGUGGUGGCGGGAUCCCUGAAGCGAGGAGAUCCUGACCGGCCUGAGGACCAGGUCCUGAUGCGCUCCCUGCGAGACUUCAACAUCCCCAAGAUUGUGACAGACGACAUACCCGUGUUCAUGGGCCUGAUUGGGGACCUGUUUCCUGCCCUGAAUGUCCCUCGGAGGAGAGACCUCAACUUCGAAGCUUUGGUUAGGAAGGCUGUGGUGGAGCUGAAGCUGCAGGCUGAGGACAACUUUGUGCUCAAGGUGGUCCAGCUGGAGGAGCUUCUGGCUGUGCGGCACUCCGUGUUUGUGGUGGGCAGCGCGGGAACUGGAAAGUCGCAGGUGCUGAGGUCCUUGCACAAGACCUACCAGAUCAUGAAACGCCGCCCCGUCUGGACUGACCUCAACCCCAAAGCAGUCACCAGUGAUGAACUCUUUGGCAUCAUCACGGCCACACGAGAAUGGAAGGAUGGAUUGUUCUCUUCCGUCAUGCGGGAGCUUUCCAACAUCAGCCAUGAUGGGCCCAAGUGGAUUCUACUUGAUGGUGACAUAGAUCCAAUGUGGAUCGAGUCUCUGAACACUGUCAUGGAUGAUAACAAGGUGCUGACCCUGGCGAGCAACGAGAGGAUCCCUCUGAAUCCCACAAUGAGGCUCCUCUUUGAGAUCAGCCACCUGCGCAUGGCCACACCAGCCACUGUCUCCAGAGCAGGGAUCCUGUACAUCAACCCUGCAGACCUGGGGUGGAACCCUCCUGUGAGCAGCUGGAUCGACAAGAGGGAGACCCAGACGGAGAGAGCCAACCUAACCUUUCUGUUUGACAAGUAUCUUCCAGCCUGCUUAGACACACUCAGAACCAGAUUUAAGAAGAUAAUUCCAAUCCCAGAGCAGAGCAUGGUUCAGAUGCUGUGCCACCUUCUCGAGUGUCUGCUGACCGAUGAGGACAUCCCUGCAGACUGCCCCAAGGAAACCUACGAGCUUUAUUUUGUGUUUGCUGCCAUCUGGGCUUUUGGCGGAGCAAUGGUCCAAGAUCAGCUCGUGGACGACCGGGCAGAGUUCAGCAAAUGGUGGCUGACCGAGUUCAAAACAGUCAAGUUUCCCUCCCAAGGAACCAUCUUUGACUAUUACAUAGACCCAGAGACCAAGAAAUUCGAGCCUUGGUCCAAGCUCAUCCCCCAGUUUGAAUUUGACCCUGAGAUGCCUUUGCAGGCCUGCUUGGUGCACACGAGCGAGACCAUCCGAGUGUGCUACUUCCUGGAGCGGCUCCUGGCUCGGCGGCGGCCAGUCAUGCUGGUAGGGACCGCGGGCACCGGCAAGUCGGUGCUGGUGGGAGCGAGGCUGGCCAGCCUGGACGCCGAGGAAUACCUGGUGAAAAACGUGCCGUUCAACUACUACACCACGUCGGCGAUGCUGCAGGCUGUCCUGGAGAAGCCUCUGGAGAAGAAAGCGGGCAGAAAUUAUGGCCCCACAGGCAACAAGAAGCUUAUCUAUUUCAUAGAUGACAUGAACAUGCCUGAGGUGGACGCCUACGGGACUGCACAGCCCCACACCAUCAUCAGGCAGCACCUGGAUUACGGCCACUGGUAUGAUCGAAACAAACUGUCCCUAAAGGAGGUCAUGAAUGUCCAGUACAUUUCCUGUAUGAACCCCACUGCGGGCAGCUUCACCAUCAACCCACGGCUUCAGCGUCACUUCAGCAUGUUCGCCCUCUCCUUCCCGGGAGCAGACGCCCUGUCCUCCAUCUACUGCACCAUCCUGACUCAGCACCUGAAGCCUGGGGACUUCCCGGCACCACUGCAGAAAUGCAUCCCCCAGCUGAUCCGUCUGGCCCUUACCUUCCACCAGAAGAUCGCCACCACGUUCCUCCCCACAGCAAUCAGAUUCCAUUACAUCUUCAACCUCAGGGACUUGGCCAACAUUUUCCAGGGCAUUCUCUUCUCCUCUGUGGAAUGUGUAAAAUCCACACAGGACCUAGUAAAGCUCUAUCUGCACGAAUCAAAUCGGGUUUAUCGGGAUAAGAUGGUGGAAGAGAAGGAUCUUGAUCUUUUUGAUAAGAUCCAAGCAGAAGUGAUCAAGAAAAUUUUUAAUGAUCUCAAAGAGACAGUGGAACAGACCCAAAACCUGAAUAUGUAUUGCCAUUUUGCAAAUGGUAUCGGGGAGCCCAAGUACAUGCCUGUACAAUCGUGGGAACUUUUGACCCAGACUCUGGUGGAGGCCCUGGAGAACCACAACAAAGUCAACACAGUGAUGGACCUGGUUCUCUUCGAGGACGCAAUGUGCCAUGUCUGCCACAUCAAUCGCAUCUUGGAGUGCCCGCGGGGAAACGCUCUGCUGGUUGGCGUAGGGGGGAGCGGCAAGCAGAGUCUGACAAGGCUCGCGGCUUUCAUCAGCUCCAUGGAUGUAUUCCAGAUCACGCUGCGGAGAGGCUACCAGAUUCCUGACUUCAAGGCGGACCUGGCCAGCUUGUGCCUGAAAGCCGGGGUAAAGAAUCUCAGCACCGUGUUUCUCAUGACAGACGCCCAAGUAGCUGAUGAGAAGUUCCUUGUGCUCAUUAAUGACCUCUUGGCUUCUGGAGAGAUCCCAGAUCUCUACUCUGACGAUGAGGUUGAAAACAUCAUAAGCAAUGUGAGGAACGAAGUCAAGACCCAAGGUCUUGUUGACAACAGAGAGAACUGCUGGAAGUUCUUUAUAGAGCGGGUCCGACGACAACUGAAGAUGACUCUCUGUUUCUCCCCGGUGGGGACCAAGCUGAGGGUCCGCAGCAGGAAGUUCCCCGCCAUCGUGAACUGCACAGCCAUCGACUGGUUCCAUGAGUGGCCGCAGCAAGCCCUGGAGUCCGUCAGCUUCCGCUUCCUGCAGAACACGGAGGACAUUGAGCCCACAGUCAAGACAUCGAUUAGCAAGUUCAUGGCUUUUGUCCACACAAGUGUCAACCACACCUCCCAGUCCUAUCUGAGCAAUGAGCAGCGCUACAACUACACAACCCCCAAAUCAUUCCUGGAGUUCAUCAGACUCUACCAGAGCCUGCUGUGCAGGAACAGAAGGGAGCUCAAGUCCAAGAUGGAGCGGCUGGAGAACGGGCUGCUGAAGCUCCUCAGCACCUCCGCCCAGGUGGAUGAUCUGAAAGCCAAGCUGGCUGCCCAGGAAGUGGAACUGAAACAGAAGAAUGCAGAUGCAGACAAGCUGAUUCAGGUGGUGGGCGUAGAGACAGACAAGGCAAGCAGAGAGAAAGCCAUCGCAGACAAGGAGGCGCAGAAGGUGGCCCUCCUCACGCUAGAGGUGAAGCAGAAGCAGGAGGACUGCGAGGAAGACCUGGCCAAGGCAGAGCCAGCGCUCACGGCGGCCCAGGCAGCCCUCAGCACCCUCAGCAAGACCAACCUGACAGAGCUGAAGUCUUUUGGUUCCCCACCGCCGGCCGUCAGCAACGUCAGCGCUGCCGUGAUGGCUCUCGUGGCCCCCGGGGGCAAGGUGCCCAAGGACCGCAGCUGGAAGGCCGCCAAGGUCACCAUGGCCAAGGUGGAUGGCUUCCUGGACUCCCUCAUCCACUUUGACAAGGAGAACAUUCACGAGAACUGCCUCAAGGCCAUCAAGCCGUAUCUGCAUGACCCCGAGUUCAAUCCCGAGUUCGUGGCCACCAAGUCCUACGCAGCCGCCGGCCUCUGCUCUUGGGUCAUAAACAUUGUGAAGUUCUACGAGGUGUUCUGUGACGUGGAACCCAAGCGCCAAGCACUGAGCAAGGCCACCUCGGACCUCGCUGCCGCCCAGGAGAAGCUGGCGGCUGUUAAAGCCAAGAUCGCUCACCUUAAUGAAAACCUGGCCAAACUCACGGCCAAGUUUGAGAAAGCAACAGCUGACAAACUCAAAUGUCAGCAAGAAGCUGAAGCGACUGCAGGCACCAUCUCCCUUGCAAACCGCCUGGUGGGAGGACUGGCCUCUGAAAACGUGAGGUGGACAGAAGCUGUGCAGAACUUCAAACAACAGGAAAGGAAAUUGUGUGGAGACGUUUUACUUACUGCGGCUUUCAUUUCAUACCUGGGCUUCUUUACAAAGAAAUAUCGGCAGAGCCUCAUGGAUGGGACCUGGAGACCCUACCUGAACCAGCUGCAGGUUCCCAUCCCAGUGACCCCCAACCUAGAUCCCCUGAGGAUGCUGACGGAUGAUGCCGACGUGGCUGCCUGGCAGAAUGAGGGCCUCCCUGCAGACCGCAUGUCCACGGAGAAUGCCACCAUCCUCCUCAGCUGCGAGCGCUGGCCACUCAUGGUGAACCCUCAGCUACAAGGCGUUAAAUGGAUCAAGAACAAGUAUGGCAAGGACCUCCAGGUCACCCAGAUUGGCCAGAAGGGCUACCUUCAAACUGUUGAGCGUGCCCUGGAAGCUGGGGAGGUGGUGCUGAUUGAAAACCUAGAGGAGUCCAUCGAUCCUGUGCUGGGACCCCUGCUUGGGAGAGAAGGCGUUAAGAAAGGACGGUUCAUUAAAAUCGGAGACAAAGAGUGUGAGUACAAUCCCAAGUUCCGGCUCAUCCUUCACACCAAGCUGGCCAAUCCUCACUACCAACCCGAGCUGCAGGCUCAGGCCACCCUGAUCAACUUCACCGUGACCAGGGACGGCCUGGAGGACCAGCUGCUGGCCGCUGUGGUCAGCAUGGAGAGGCCAGACCUGGAGAAGCUGAAGUCAGAUCUCACGAAGCAGCAGAAUGGCUUCAAAAUCACCCUCAAAACACUAGAAGACAACCUGCUUUCUCGCCUUUCCUCGGCCUCUGGGAACUUCCUGGGAGAAACGGCCUUGUUGGAGAACCUUGAGAUCACCAAGCAGACCGCUGCGGAAGUUGAGAUAAAGGUGCAGGAGGCCAAGGUGACGGAGGUGAACAUCAACGAGGCCCGGGAACGCUAUCGGCCGGCAGCUGCCCGGGCCUCUCUGCUCUACUUCAUCAUGAAUGACCUCAGCAGGAUCCACCCGAUGUACCAAUUUUCUCUCAAGGCCUUCAACAUCGUCUUCCAGAAGGCUGUGGAGAAGGCUGCUCCCGAUGAGAGCCUCAAGGAACGGGUGGCCAAUCUAAUAGACAGCAUCACCUUCUCUAUGUACCAGUACACCACCCGUGGGCUCUUUGAGUGUGAUAAGCUGACCUACCUUUCCCAGCUCACCUUUCAGAUUCUCCUCCUGAACCAGGAAGUCAGUGCAGCAGAGUUGGACUUCCUGCUUCGAUCUCCAGUGCAGACAGACGUCACCAGUCCCGUGGAGUUCCUCUCCCAUCAGGCCUGGGGUGGCAUCAAGGUACUUUCAUCAAUGGAAGAAUUCUAUAAUCUGGAUCGGGACAUUGAGGGAUCCGCCAAGGGCUGGAGAAAGCUUGUCGAAUCAGAAUGUCCCGAGAAGGAGAAGUUCCCCCAGGAGUGGAAGAACAAGACAGGCCUGCAGCGCCUCUGCAUGAUGAGAGCCAUGCGGCCUGACCGGAUGACCUAUGCCAUGAGAAAUUUUAUUGAGGAGAAGUUAGGAAGCAAAUAUGUGGUGGGAAGAGCACUGGACUUUGCAGCCUCUUUUGAAGAAUUGGGACCAGCCACUCCCAUGUUUUUUAUCCUGUCUCCAGGGAUGGACCCACUGAAGGAUGUGGAAAAUCAAGGUAAAAAACUUGGAUAUACCUUCAACAACCGGAACUUUCACAACGUGUCUUUGGGCCAAGGACAGGAGGUAGUGGCUGAGGCUGUGCUGGACCUGGCUGCCAAGAAAGGUCACUGGGUUCUUUUGCAGAACAUCCACCUGGUGGCCAAGUGGCUCAGUACCCUGGAGAAGAAGCUGGAGGAGCACAGUGAGAACAGCCACCCAGAGUUCAGGGUCUUCAUCAGUGCAGAGCCCGCGCCCUCCACUGAGGACCACAUCAUCCCCCAGGGCAUCCUGGAGAACUCCGUUAAGAUCACCAACGAGCCUCCCACGGGCAUGCACGCCAACCUGCACAAGGCCCUGGACAACUUCACUCAGGACACGCUGGAGUUGUGUUCCCGGGAGACAGAGUUUAAGAGCAUCCUCUUUGCACUUUGUUACUUUGACGCCGUGGUGGCAGAAAGGAGAAAGUUUGGGCCCCAGGGGUGGAAUCGCUCCUACCCCUUCAACACUGGGGACCUCACCAUCUCUGUGAACGUGCUCUACAACUUCCUGGAGGCCAACGUGAAGGUCCCCUAUGAUGACUUGCGCUACCUCUUUGGUGAGAUCAUGUACGGAGGCCAUAUCACUGAUGAGUGGGACAGGAGACUCUGCAGGACCUACCUGGAGGAAUUCAUCAAACCAGAAAUGCUGGAAGGAGAGCUGUCCCUGGCCCCAGGUUUCCCCCUCCCAGGCAACAUGGACUACAAUGCUUACCACCAGUACAUCGACGCCGAGCUGCCCCCAGAGUCGCCGCAUCUCUACGGCCUCCAUCCGAACGCGGAGAUCGGCUUCCUGACCCAGACUUCGGAGAAGCUCUUUCGCACGGUGCUGGAGCUGCAGCCCCGGGACAGCCAGGCCGGAGAUGGAGCGGGGUCCGCAAGAGAAGAAAAGGUCAAGGCCGCCCUGGAAGAAAUAUUGGAGCGGGUGACAGAUGAGUUUAACAUCCCAGAACUGAUGGCCAAAGCAGAGGAGCGCACCCCCUAUGUGGUCGUGGCACUCCAGGAGUGCAAACGGAUGAACGUCCUCACCCGAGAGAUUCAGCGCUCCCUGCGAGAGCUAGACCUCGGAUUAAAGGGGGAGCUGACCAUGACCAGUGACAUGGAGAACUUACAGGACGCUCUGUACCUAGACACAGUUCCAGAGCCCUGGGCCAGGUGCGCCUACCCUUCCACUGCAGGCCUGGCAGCCUGGUUUUUGGACCUGCUCAACCGAAUCAGGGAGUUGGAGGCCUGGACAGGUGACUUUACGAUGCCUCCCACUGUGUGGUUGACAGGCUUCUUCAACCCUCAGUCCUUCCUGACCGCCAUCAUGCAGUCCACGGCCCGCAAGAAUGAGUGGCCCCUGGACCAGAUGGCCUUGCAAUGUGACGUGACAAAGAAGAACAGAGAGGAAUUCAGGAGCCCCCCUCGGGAAGGGGCCUACAUCCAUGGCCUCUUCAUCGAAGGCGCUCGCUGGGAUGCACAGGCUGGGGUCAUCACCGAGGGGAAGCUGAAGGAGCUGGCGCCCCCCAUGCCUGUGUUGCUCCUCAAGGCCAUCCCCGCAGAUAAGCAGGAUUGCCACAGUACCUAUCCCUGUCCUGUGUACAAGACUUGUCAGCGAGGACCCACCUACGUGUGGACUUUACACCUGAAGACGAAGGAGAAGCCUUCCAAGUGGGUUCUGGCCGGAGUAGCCUUGCUUCUCCAGGUGUAG
This is a messenger RNA of Lagenorhynchus albirostris (white-beaked dolphin), 13458 nucleotides long. RefSeq names its product dynein axonemal heavy chain 9 (gene DNAH9). Gene Ontology annotation, biological process: microtubule-based movement. Gene Ontology annotation, cellular component: dynein complex. The record is from RefSeq and is a predicted model, not a curated record. Gene Ontology annotation, molecular function: ATP binding; dynein light intermediate chain binding; minus-end-directed microtubule motor activity. NCBI's taxonomy places the organism in Eukaryota, Metazoa, Chordata, Mammalia, Artiodactyla, Delphinidae.